AGAAAAAUCAAUACUUUUAGAGCAGACCCUUUAGCUGUAGUUUAUGAGGUUUAGUUUUGCGUUGUGAGGUCGGUCGAUAGAUGAGGCAAUUAAAUGGCUAUUGACAUAACACUAAAAGCGAUUAAAACUCAUAUUGACACUAAGUUAUGCUUUCUCUAAACUUCUCUAAAUCAUUUCACAAACUGCUCGAUUCUAGUCUGAUCUAGCUGCUUUUUCAUUUCAGAUUACAAUAUUAAAUACGCUUAGAAAUAAUAAUAAGAGCUGUAAAUGGGUUAAAGUGUCGUCUACAUCUACAUGUAAAUAUUCAUGUUUAUCUGAACGCUUUAAAUUUAGUUUUGUCGAGUAACAUGUAUAAAUGUUAUCAGUUACUUAGAUAUUAUUUCAUAUUAAUUAUUUAAACGUCAUGAAAUCUUGUUUAAAUCUUAUGAAAACUUCACAUAUUCACUCAAAUUCAUUUGAACAGGUAAAGAACAGAUUUUUUUAAUUUUGUGGUUAUGCUUCGUUUAUUUAAUAAAAAUGCGGAAAACUACAAGCUAUACAUUUUGUAUUUUGUAUGUUAAAUUUACAAUAAAGCAUUUUUCACCAAAUGAUCUUUUAGAAAUAUAGAAAUACAUUUAUUUCCACACAUUUUUGAGUUGUUGUGAGACUUUUCAUUGCAGCUUCCGGCUUAACUCCUGCCCUUCCGGGUUAGUGUUGUUGCUGAUAAGAGUCGACUGGAGGUCAUGUAAUAAAGUGUGUCCCUGGACUUGUUGACUAGUAAUCCGCAUAAUCCCAUGGCUACUGUAAAAACAUUAUUGUUUGUGUAAUCGCGCUGUGCUUCUUGAAUCAGUCAUGUCGCAAGCUUCGUCUGGAUUCACUCCGGCUGCUCAAGUCCCACAUGGGUCUAGUAAGGGUCCUUUUAACGCCUCGUAUAUUCCCAAUGAAGAAGAGAGGCGUGUCUUCAGAGAAUGCAAUUCAGAAAGCUUCUGGUACAGAUCCUUGCCAUUUUCUGCCAUUGCAGUCGCAGUCACUCAGGUAAUGGUAUCAAGAGGAAUCCUUAGUCCAUCACCGCGAUUUGGCUCUCUACCCAAAGUUGCUUUUGCUGGCAUGUUUGGAUACAUUACUGGGAAAAUGUCUUACAUGAAGGUCUGUGAAGAAAAGUUUAGGAAACUGGAGAAUUCCCCACUGGGAGAGGCACUACGACAGGGACGUCUGCAUCACAUGCCUUCAGAGCUAAACCAAUCAGAGUUUGAGGAUCCAAACCAAUCAGAAUCUCAACAGUCUGGUUCACAACAGUCUGUUUCUGAGUCUGCGUUCCAACCUUCGACAGAUGUUGGUUCUAUGCCUGAGAGCUACAACAGUUACACCAGUGACUAUCCCUACAGCAGCCCCUCCCAAUCAUAUGACCCCACUCCUUUUAGUUCUGGAUUCAGUGAUUCUGGUCCCGUUAACAUCAGGGAUGAUAUUCCUCCUCAAGCGCCGCUCUAUCAGGAUGAGGAUGUGCCCAAAAAGAAACCAGUGUUGUAUGAGGAACUGCGUAGCAAGAAUAGAGAGAACUAUGAGGUCACCCUCACACAGAAAGCUGAAACGUUGAUGAAACCACAAACAGUGACGCCAGUACCUAAGAAAGAAGUUAAAAAGAACAAGUAUGGAGAUGCUUGGGAAGAGUAAGAUUGACCUGGAGAAUCAACUCUGAGGAGCUCAAGAUCUGAACGCAGUCAUGUGGGGUUGUCAUGACUCGUUCUGCCAGAUUAGACCAAAAGCUGCAAUUAAAUGCUGAAUGUACUUUAAGGAGUAAAACUCCGUUUUUGAAAUGAAUGCUUUUCUAUAUUGGGACAUUUUGUGGUUUAAAAACAAAUAUUUCUCCUCUUGACUUCUUGCAUUAAGCAGGCUGAAGAUAAAUCAUUUUAACAAACUAUCAGUGUUUUUAUUGAUUAGGGAAUUCUGGACAGAUAUGCUUGAGAUUUGUUAAUAAAUAAAUAAAAUGAUAUAACAACAAAUA
This is a messenger RNA of Labeo rohita (rohu), 1981 nucleotides long. RefSeq names its product OCIA domain containing 1 (gene ociad1). The coding region runs from base 832 to 1650 and encodes 272 amino acids. Gene Ontology annotation, cellular component: endosome. The record is from RefSeq and is a predicted model, not a curated record. NCBI's taxonomy places the organism in Eukaryota, Metazoa, Chordata, Actinopteri, Cypriniformes, Cyprinidae. The transcript is spliced from 8 exons.